CGUUUGUCUUGUUCGAUUAUGGUUUUGUUUAAUAGUGAUACAAUAUAUUUUUCUGUGGUACAUAAAUAUACGCAUUGAUAAUAUACUAAUAACUAAAAAGUGGUCAUUUAAGCCCUAUUUACUCUAGUGUUGGUAGCCUGUUACUCUACAUCAUUAAAAGUCAUCUUUUUUGAAAUAUCUUAUUGGAAAUAUACGGCAUUAUUCGGAGCAGGAAAACUACUUGGUGCUUGUAUAGAUUGCCUUAGACCUUAACGACAUUUACACAAUAGUAUUACAAUGCAACAUCCUCGUCGUACUUCAGAGUUCCAUGAUGAUAUUGGCACGGCCACUAAGCGGAACUCGCGGAGCACUCAAUCGCGCCCAAGCCGCAUUGCACGACCACACUCAAUGGAGCGGCAAAAUGCAGGACUGCCUAGUUCAGCCCCUCGGGGCAGCAGAACAACACCUCAGAAAUCACUGCAGGUGAAUGGUGUUACAGAUGCACCAGGCACUGCAAACAAGUACUCAAGCAGAACAAGCCGCAUUGCACGACCUUCAUCGAUGGAACGUCAAACACUAGGACUGCAAAGUUCUGCGUUACGCGGUACAAGAACAACUCCACAGAAAACACCAACUUCAAAUAGCAAAAUUACGCGUGUGCUUUUCACUGCCGAAAAACAGCGCAAUGCUCACAAUGAUAAAAGGUGGGUACAAGAGCGAGCUCAACAGAUUUCAGAAUAUUUACGGGAAACCGCCAAACCAGGUGCAGUGCACGGUUUACCAAGUGAAUUCUUUGCGCGUAGUGGUUGUCUGCGACAAAUGUCAACCAAGCAAUUUGUAGCAAUUGUCAAUCAUUUCCUACACUUCAUUUGGGGUACUCGCUUCACAGUGGGUAGUAAUUAUGUUGAUGAUAUCAUUAAUAUUAUGCAAAAGUUGCAAUAUCCACACCAAAUAAACAAAUCAUGGUUAAAGACACCGAAUACAACUCACUCAUUUGGUUUUGUAAUAGAAUUGUUUGACUUUUUUAUGGAUUUUGUGCCACCAAAAAAUGAAGAGGAAGCAAUCGAAAUGGAAUUUGAAUUUCAAGAUCCCGAACAUUUAAACCAAAAUUCACUAAUGCAAGAGUCACCCGAUGCCGAAUUCACAGCGCUAGUAUUACAAAAUUCAGAAGAGGGUUUCAAACUCUGGGAUAAACAACUGGAAGAUGAAUUAUUCAAUCUGCAGCAGCAGACAUGUGAUGUACUAAUUUACAAACGUUGUGGCAUACAAGAUGUGACAUCGCUAGAUGCGCAUUUGGAUGAGCUAAGAAAUGAAUUAAGCGAUGUGCGAAAAAAACGUCCACAUAUAAGCGAGGAAGAUGAAGAGCGUUGCCUUCGUUUCAAAAAUGAGCUCAGAGAAACAAGACAACAGCUCGAUAUAGCACAGGAAACGCUUGAAGUAACGACAAAAAAACUUAGUGAAUUACAAACUGAACGACAAGAGUGCAAAAGUGACUUUAUGCAAAUGUUGGAAAAAGUUGAAGAAAUAAAAAGUUCUCUCGCCAAACAAACAAUAAGUUCAGAACAACGUGACACUUACAUCCAAGAACUAGAGCAACGAAAGUACACACUGCAGUGCAUGGAACGCACACUACGCGAUGUGGAGGGUCGGCAGCAUCAUCAACAAGUCUUAGUAUCACGUCAUAAAAAACAACUAACUGAUCAAAUCUCCAAAUAUAAUGAUCACAUACGUGCGAUUAGCUGCACUAAAUUGGCGUGUGAUGCCGGUGCUCUCCAAUUGCCACUCCACCCACAAAUUGAAGAUGUUAACGAGUGCUUGAAGUUGUUAGAGAAAACACGAGCAGCUAAGCAACACAAACAACAACAAGCCAUGCAACAAGAGCAAGAACUGGAAAAGCAAGCGCAGGAGCUUAAUCAUAAUAUAAUAUCAUCUUUAAGACCGAAAUGUGCUGAAUUAGAAACAGCGCUCAAACACGCUGAACGUAAUAGCAAAGAAUUUGCCAAGAAAAUGCAUAAACAAAGUUCUGCAAUGAAGGCACAAUUGCAGGAAUUGGAAGCACAUCUGCAACAGUUAGAAGUCGAUUACAAGUCUCUGCAGAAUACAAAGCAUGAGAAGCAAAUGUUGUUGGAAAAAUUUGAAAAGCAAAAUGAAGAAUUAAUGAAUCGUGCUGAAGCAGAAUAUAAAGCGGCAGCAGAUGAGCGCGAGGCGAGUCUUAAUGAAUAUGAGAAAAAGCUUGAACAGGCAAAUGCGAUUUUAGUGGAAUUCGCAGAUGAAAUUGAAAAACGUGAUUUAUUAUUGAAGCGCAUAGAGGAAGAGAAGGUAAAAGAAUGAAUUAUGCUUUUAUUAUAUUUUAUUCGGUUUUUUUUUAAUAAGUUUAAUGGAAUGGAAUUAUUAGUUUAUAUGUUUUUCGGUUUGAAUAUUCUCAAUAUUAAAUACACAAUUUAUUGGAAUAUACAAGUAUACAUAAUCAUGUUACAUACAUAUAUAAUUUAAUUGCUACAUUUAAAUAUUCUCAAUAACUUGCCCAAAUACAAUGUUCUAUGUUCAAA
Ceratitis capitata (Mediterranean fruit fly) is the source of this 2528-nucleotide messenger RNA. It is a transcript of the gene Ndc80, whose product is annotated as kinetochore and Eb1-associated basic protein. Lineage: Eukaryota; Metazoa; Arthropoda; Insecta; Diptera; Tephritidae. The record is from RefSeq and is a predicted model, not a curated record. The coding region runs from base 277 to 2310 and encodes 677 amino acids. The transcript has 3 exons. Gene Ontology annotation, biological process: attachment of mitotic spindle microtubules to kinetochore. Gene Ontology annotation, cellular component: Ndc80 complex.